CAUCAGCAACAGCUUCAUCAUCAUCAUCAGCAGCAGCAACAGCAGCAGCAGCAACAACAACAACAACAACAACAACAACAACAACGUGUUGCAAGCAGUAGCCUGCAACACCAGCAACAGCAACAUGAUAAUGGACCAACGUCCCAUCAUUUGCAUCAAUCAUCAGCCUCCAAUCAACAGCAGCAGCAACAAAGUAAAGCAGUGCAACAGCAACACCAACAACACCAAAAGCAGCAACACCAACAACAACAGCAGCAACAACAACAACAACAACAACAACAGCAGCAGGCUGCCAAUAUGUCCGCGUAUCAGCAGCGUCUGCCAGCCGGUGCAUCAUCGAUUCACAGGUCGUACAGGGCCUUGGAGCAGUCGCAGCAGUAUGCCAAGAGUCUGGGACACCUGCAGCAGUCACACCAUGCCCCACAGCAGCAGCAGCAGCAGCAACAGCAGCCACCACCCACAUCCCAGCAGCAGCAGCAGAUGCACCACCACCAGCAGCAGCAGCAGCAGCAGCAUCACCACCAGCAGCAGCAGCAGCAGUCGUCACGUACCGCGGCCAGUCCGUUGUCGCCUCCACGUUCGGGUCCACCCGGCGGCAGCAGCAGUGCGGCAGCAGCGGCCGCUGCAGCGGCGGCCGUCAAUAAUUACACAAAGUUUGGCGAGGCGCCGCCCCCGCCCCAGCAUAGGUUCAUUACGCAGCCGGCGUUUAGCAUCGCACCGGCGCCCACCUACCGCGAGAAUCCCUACACACGCCUCACCCAGAUGCAGCAGCAUCAGCAGGCGGCCAUGCCGGAGUACCAGCGGGCAGCUCGGGCGGCGGUGGCGGCAGUGGCUGCCGGCGCUGGCUGUAAGCCGGGCCAGGGCCAGGGCCAGGGUCCGGGACAGGGACAGGGCUCGAGCAGCGGCUCCAACACGGGCGGCGGCGGUGGCGGUGGCAGCGGCGGAGUGGUUCAGGUGCCGUCCGGCGGGGUGCUGGUCAUGGAGGCCAUGUCCCACUAUCCCAAUCAGCCAGGAUCCUCCGUUUCCAGCCAACAGCAGCAGCAGCAGCAACAGCAGCAGCAGCAGGGAGGAGGCAGCGGUGGCCCCGGAGCGGGCGCUGGCAGCGGCGGAGGCAGCAUAAUGGUGGGCAAUCUAGGGCACAUCCUCAUGCCCCGCUCACAGGCGCUGCAGUACACCAGCGAAUACCUAACCAAUGCCACAGCAGCAGCCGUGGCAGCGGUGCAGGUCAACCAGCGUCAACAGCAACAGCAGCAGCAGCAGCAGCAGCAGCAACACCAGCAGCAGGCGGAACCCUUUGGGUCAGGCGGUGGCAGCCAGCAACCGUAUAAGAAACAGCGGCUGAGCGAUGGCAAUCCCAGUGGCCUGAAUCAUCUGCCAUCACCCCACCAGCAGCAGCAGCAGCAACAUCAACAGCAGCAGCAGCAGCAACAUCACCAGCAACAUCACCAGCAGCAGCAACAUCAUCAUCAACAGCAGCAGCAACAUCACCACCAGCAGCAGCAACAUCAGCAACAGCGAUCCUCGCCAGCGCAGAUGCAGGCGCAGAUGAACAGCAGCCAGCGGCAGAGCAAUCACGAGCUGCACCGCCACAUGGCAGCGGCAGCGGCAGCAGCAGCAGCAGCAGCAGCAGGUGCUGGUCCCCCAAUGGGAAUGCAACUGAAGGUGGAGACGAUGCCGCCGCAAAUGUCCUCAGCGGCGUCGAACACGUCACGUAUGCCGCCCUCGUCCAGCACCACAACAAUGGCCACGGGCAUGGGCAUGGGCAUGGCCAUGGGCAUGAGCACGGUGACGGUGUCCACAGCAGUGCCGAGCAGCAAUAGCAGCAGCAGCAGCAGCAGCGCUGGACCGUCCACAUCCGCAGCAGCGGCAGCAGCAGCGGCAGCGGCAGCAGCUGGCAGCAGUACUGAGGCCUACCAUCCGCAGGUGGAGGCCAUCUCGCCGACGCUGCCCAGCGACAAUGCGAUCGACGAGCGUGGCCGGACCACCGCCAAGGAGGAUUUGCUGAUGCAGAUCCAAAAGGUGGACAAUGAGAUCAAAUCCGCGGAGACGGGCAUGGAGGCGUUGCGGAAGAAGGAGAAGACGCUCAUGGAGUGGGCGGCGCAGGCCAAGCAGAAGAAAAACGUUGUGGCCAGCACAACAACAGCAGCCAACAACAACAACAACAGCAGCAGCAACAAGGACAACAACAAGAGCGUGGAGCUGGAGGUGGUGGAUCUGUCGAUGCGCAGCCAAAUGCUGGCCGAAAAGAUUUACGCGGCGAACCGAGCGACGGCCCUGGAUCGACAUUCCCUGCUGCAUCGUGCCGCUGGCUACGCACUCGAUGGGGCAGAGAGCAGCGGGGAGCAACAGCAGCAGGAGAAACAGGAGCAGGAGCAGGAGCAGGAGCAGGAGCCCUUUAUGCCGCUGUACAACCAACCGCUGGAUGUGGAGUCGCUGGCAUUGCUGAUAAAGCAUCAUCACAGCCACGUGAAGACGCCGCUGCUGCAGCACAUACGAAAGAUCAAGGCGGAGCGGUGCCAGCACCAGCAGACGCUGGUCGAUAAGUAUGCCAAGGAUCAGGCGGACUGGCAGCGGCGCUGCGAGCGGGCGGAGACGAGCGCCAAGCGCAAGGCGCGCGAGGCCAAGAAUCGCGAGUUCUUCGAGAAGGUGUUCACGGAGCUGCGCAAGCAGCGGGAGGACAAGGAGCGCUUCAAUCGCGUGGGGUCGCGCAUCAAGUCGGAGGCGGAUCUCGAGGAGAUCAUGGACGGGCUGCAGGAGCAGGCGCUCGAGGACAAGAAGAUGCGCUCGUACGCGGUCAUACCGCCGCUCAUGCACGACGCCCGCCAGCGCCACUGCGCGUACCACAACGAGAAUGGCCUCAUCGAGGACAUGUCCACCGUGUACAAGCAGCACAACGCCGUCAAUCUGUGGACGGCCGGCGAGAAGGAGACCUUCAAGGAGAAGUAUCUGCAGCACCCGAAGAACUUCGGCGUGAUAGCCGCCAGCCUCGACCGCAAGUCCCCGCAGGACUGCGUCCGCUACUACUACCUCAGCAAGAAGCAGGAGAACUACAAGCAGCUCCUGCGCAAGUCCCGCCAGCGCACGCGCAGCUCCCGCAACCCGGCCAAGGCCCAGGCCGCCCAGCCGCAGUGCAUCAUCGACUCGCUGACGACGGGCGUCACCACGCGGCUGCAGCGCGAGCAGCAGCAGAAGUCCGGUGGCCGCUCCUCGGCCAUUGCGGAGCGCGAGCGGGCCGAACGGGCCGCCGAGCGGGAGCGUGUCGCGGAGAAGGCUGCCGCCGAUGCGGCCAAGGCGGCCGAAAGUGCCGCCGAGAAGGCUGUCGAGGCGAUUGUCGUCAGCGAGAAGGUGGCCAAGGCGGCGGCUGCCGCUGCCGCAGCUGCCACUACGGCGAUGCCCUCAACAUCGGCGGCAGCAGCAGCCGCAUUGGCGGCAGCCGAAAAGGCAGAGCUGGCCGUGCAGGCCGCCAGCGGGAGCAGCGAGAAGAAAGCAACAGCAGCAGCAGCAGCAGCAGCAGGAGCCACCGCCGCAGCAGCAGCCACCGCUGCAGCUGCAGCUGCACCCACAGCGGGCGUGACAUUAAAUGGCUUUAAGCCCGGCUACCAGAGCGUAGUGAUGGCCAACGUGAAGACUUCCUCCGCCUCCUCCUCCUCCUCCUCGUCCGCUGUGGUCGGCAGCAGCAGCGAAGAUGCGGCAGCUGCAGCUGCAACUGUAGCCGCAGCUGGGGCUCCUGGCGGUGCGGCGACUAAUGCAACGAGCGGCGAUAAAAUCGGCGUCAAGCAGGCGCCCGCAGCGACAGCGGCCGCCGGCAGCGUUGCGUUUGCCCUGCCGCCCAGCUCGACAGCCUCAGCGGAGCAGCAGGCGGCUGUGGGUGUGGGUGUGGGUGUGGGUGUGCCCACAUUGACGACGGCCACCACGGCGGGCAAUUAUCUUGGCCAGAAGCUGAAGGCCGCCCAGGUGGAGGGCCUGGGCGCCGGCAACGAGCUGCUCACCGAUGUCAGUGAUUCCAAGCGAAAGCGUUACAGCGAGCUGACUGCCAACGAGGUGCAUCAUCCGCAUGGCAACAGCAACAACAUUAAGGCGAAUGCCAAUGCCAAUGCCAAUGCCAAUGCCAAGGACAUCAGCAAGCUGCCAUCCUCAUCCUCAUCCUCAUCGGCAGCUGCAUCCUCGUCGGCUGGAUCGAUGCCCACAGCUGCUGGUUCCAUGGUUAAUUCAUCUCCGCACAUCUCCGACGUCUCCUCCAUAAUGUCCACUUCGGCGGCGAGCGGUGCGCUCACCACAUCGACCACAUCCACAGCCACCGCAGCAGGAUCGUUGGCCGAUGGCAGCGGGAAUGCAGCCAAUAACAUGGAGGGCCUAGCACUCGAUGGCAAAGAUAAACUGGCCAACUGUUUUGUGUGCAAGGCGGAGGCUUGUCCAAGGACGCGUCCACUGAAGAAGGGACGCGGCCAGCAGUAUGGCAUACCGGAUGAGUCGAUACCGGCGGGCGCGCGGGUGUGCAACAGCUGCCAGUGCAAAUCGGUGCGGAACCGCUACCCGAACUGUCCAUUGUCCACGUGCCCCAAUCCCAAGGAUCGGGCCCAGCGGCUGCGCAACAUACCGUCGCGUCUGUUCGAGCUGGCGCCCGAGUUGCGGGAUCCGGUGAUGGCCGAGUUCCAGAUACCGCCCCAUGCCACGCGCUGCUGCUCCGCCUGCCUCAUGCGCAUUCGCCGUAAGCUCGAUCCUCAGCUGAAUCUCACGGACGCUGCCGGCGGUGGGGGCAGCGGCGGCGAUGAGACAGAUGUCAGCACCUCGUCCUGCGACGAGCGGGAGCCUGGCGGCUCGGACACCGCCUCCGUGGAGAGUCCCGAGAAUCUGCAGCGACACAAACCUUUGACCCUGACCAAGCAGCAACAGCAGCAGCAGCAGCAGCAGCAUCAGUUGGGUAUACAGUUGCCACAGCCACCGCCACCAGUGCCCCAGCAGCUGCAGGAUUCACACCAGCAGGAGCAGCAGCAGCUCAUGCAUCUGCGGCAACAGCAGCAGCAACUCCUUCACCAGCAACAGCAACAGCAACAGCAGCAGAAACCCUCGUCAGUGGGGAUGCGCGGCAUGGCCGAACUGCCGCUCAUCAUAACACCCACGCGAAUGAGCUCCAAGUCAUCGGGAGCGGACAAUGAGCGGCUGCUGCCACCGGCUGCCGGACAGGCGCCCAAGAAGCAAAAGACCAGCGAGGAGUACGACUCCUCGGCCACGGAGACGGCUGACGAGGAGAAUGAGAACUCGCCGGCCAAUCGGCAGAGCCCCAAGGUGCUGUUCAAUGCGGCCCAUGCCCACGGACACGGACACGGACAUGUACACGGACACGGUCACGGACACGGACACGGACAUCCGCAUGCCCAUGGCCACGGGCACGGGCACAGCCAUGCGCACGGCCACGGACAUGGACACGGUCAUGGCAGCAACAACGUCGGCGGAUUGCAGCCACCAAAUGCCGCCGGGGGAGUGGGCGUGGUAAUGGGAGGAGUGCCGCCUGGCAUGGCUCCCAACAUGGCAGUUGGCGGACAGCAGCAGCAGCAGCAGCAGCCGCCACCCAUGAAUGGACCCAUCAGCAUGCGCCGCGAGGCAGUCAACAAUGUGCAGGAUUGUGUCUUCUCCGUGAUAGAGCGAUCGCUGAAGAAGGUCCCAGAACGCAAGCAAUCCUCGCAGCAGCAGCAGCAGCAGCAGCAGCAGCAAUCCUCGACAGCUGGCGGUAUGGCAACCAGCCAGCAGCAACAGCAAUCCGCUCAGCAGCAGCCUCCACCCUCGCAGCAUCCAAACAACUUGGAGCGCAAGGAGUUGACCAUUGUCCGGGAAUAUCGACAGGAUGGGAAUGCGGCUCUACUCAAGCAGCAGCAGGCGGUGUCCAGCGGCCUGCCACAUGGCACCUCCGUGCAGAAGCUGCCGUCGCGUCCAGCGGCUGUGCCACCGCCCUCAUCCUUGAGCAGCAGCAGCAGCAGCGGCGGCAAUGGCGGCGGCACCAACAGCAGCAGCAGCAGCAGCAACAGCAGCAGCGGCGGCGGCGGCGGCGGCGGCGGCGGCGACAAUCUGGCCACCCUUUCCGUCGUGAACUCUGCCCAUUUGGGGGGUGUCGUCGGCGGUGUGGGUCCGCUGACACAUCCCGGACUUAUAGGCCAUCCAGUGGCCACCACUGUCGGGGACAAGGCCACCAUUACGCCCGUCGUGAAGAGCGGAAUGGGUGCUGGGUCCAAGUCCAGCCACUCGGCACCGCCGCCACCCGAGACGAUCAUCUACAAUGUGCCGACCAGCCAUGGGCCGCCACCCACCCAUCCGCAGCGGGGAGUGCCGCCGCCGAGCCAGCAGGUGUCCGAUUCGGAGCCGCAAACACUCGAUCUGAGCAUCAAGAAGACGCCCAGGGACAGGGACAGAGAUAGGGACAGGGACAGGGACGGUCACUCGCCCCACACGGGACCUGGCGGAUCGGGUGGCUCUGGUGGUCCCGGCGCUGGCUCGGAGCGUCACCUCGUGCCGCCGCCCUCCAUGUCCAGCACCAUGAAGCACAUUGUCCGCUCCACGGCCAUGUAUCGCGGCGAGGCUGUCUCCGUGCCCAGCCUGGCCACGGCCGGCUCCUACAUGUACCAGCAGCCGCACGGCCCGCUCAAGGUAACGGGCGGCCUCGGCGUGGGACCACUGGCCGGCACCGGGCCCGGCACGGGCAGCUCCAUCUAUGUCCAGCCCGUACCCGUACCUGUACCCAUCUCCAUCGGCCAGGGACAGAUGCCGCCGCGCUCCAGCCAGCCGCCGCCGCCAGCCCAGCCGCAGCAUCAGUCCCAGCCACUGAGCAGCGGUCGCGUGUCCUCGAAGGUGCAGCCCAAGCUGAGUCCGCAGCAGGCGCAUCACUUGCAUCCAGCACAUGCCCAGCACGGACCACAUGGACCACCCCAUCCGUCGCACCAUCCAGCGCACCCCUCACACGCCUCGCCCUCCCAGCAGCAGCAGCAGCAGCAGCAGCAGCAGUUGCUGGUCAAGAGCGGCUCCAUCACGCACGGAACGCCGGCAAAUAGCGCCCAGCAGCAGAUAAUUGUGCACGCGGCGACCUCCUCCUCGAUGCUCAGUCCCAAAUUCGAGAGCAUGGUGCGGCAGACGCCGCCGGGCGUGGUGUGUCCGCCGGACAGCGGCAAGCAUGGCUCCAUCACGCAGGGCACGCCGCUCCAUCUGCCGCAGCAUCAUCUGGACAGCAAGCGGGCGUACGAUUUCUACAAGAGCUCGCAGCGCCACAGUCCCGCACAGGCGGGGCCUGGCUCUGGGCCGGGUGGGCCCGUGCCCGGGCAGCUGCCGCCACCGCCGCAGCAGUCCUCGCCGCAGGCGCCACCGCCGCAGGGCUACGGCGUCUGCGUGGGCUCGCCCUAUGCGCGCUCACCCUUCGGCAGCGUCGUGGAGCAGGCACCGGUGCUGAGCACGCGCCAGAUUGUGACGCACGACUACAUCACCUCGCAGCAGAUGCAGGGGCAGCAGCAGCAGCAGCGCAAUGUGUCCCGUGGCAGCGCCAGCGACAAGGACAAGGAGUCACCGUCGCCGCGCAACAGCGUGGGCAGCAGCAGCGGCGGCGGCUUUGCCUACGACAAGGAGCCAACGCCGCGCGGCAGGCCCGAGUACUCGAGUCGCGCCUCCCCAGCCGAUCAUGCCAACAGCACUCCCAGUCCGCAUCGCACGCCACCGCCGCAGCGUCAGGGCGUCAUACAGCGCCACAACACGGGCUCCAAGCCACCAUCGCCUGCGGCACCGCCGCGCAUGCACAUCGUGACGCCGUAUCAGUAUCCGCCAGCUGGCCACGAUGCUUUGGCCUCGUUUGUGGAUGUGGCCGUGCAGCAGCCGCAGCUGCCGGUGCCCUCGCAGAAGGGCGAUAAAUCGCCGGGCUCCUCGCAGCCGGGCGGCGGUGGAGGAGCACCAGGUCCGGGCAAUCCACAUGCCGGACCACCGGCACCGCCGCCACAUGCGGUGGCCGUUUCGCAGGUGCCGCCAGCGGCACACCACGAAAUGCGCUACCGCGACCUGGCCAUGCACCAUCAGCAAAUGGCCGCAGUGGUGGCCGUGCACCAGCAGCAGUUGGUCCAGCACCAGCAGUAUCGCCAGCACAUGAACGCCAUGCACCUGCAGCGCAGUGCGCGCGACCAGCGGCAGCAGCUGCAGCAGCACAACCAUGCCAUCGAGCGGGACCGGGAGCUGCUGCAGAACCAGGAGCGAAUGCAUCGCGAGAGGGAUCGCGAGCGAGAGCGCGAACGGGAGCGCGAGCGCGAACGAGAGCGCGAACGAGAGCGAGAGCGGGAGCGGGAGCGGGAGCGAGAGCGCCGCGAGCAGGACAGGGAACGGCGCGUGGUGGCCGAGGAGCGGGAGCGCCGCAUGGAGCGGGAUCGCAUAUUCGCCAGCGGUGUUGUCAGUGCACCCGGACCCGGUGGCCCACCGCCGCCGGGACAUUACAUACGAGCGCCAGUGCCCGAGACGGGACCACCACGAUCCAUCCCAGAUCGGGAGCGAGAAUAUUAUCGUCCGCCGCCACAUGCCAGCCAGCCGACAGAGGACACGCCCGGACAGCUGAGUGCCCAGAGCCUGAUCGAUGCCAUCAUCAAGCACGAGAUAAGCCGCACCAAUGACGCCACCGGUGGCACGGGUCGCGAGUUUCCACGCCCCUCAUUCCAACUUCUUCUGCCCAAUCCACAGCAAUUUCAUCGCCAGCCGCUGGAGCUGGCAGCGGAGAACAAUGGCAAAGCGAACUCCCAGUCACCGAAUGUCAUCAACAUAGACCUGGAUCAGGAGCGCCUCUCGGCAGCCGCUGCCGCAGCCACCGCUGCGAUCCAACAGCAACAGCAGCAGCAGCAGCAGCAGCAGCAGCAGCAGGGUCCUCCGCCACAGCAGCAGCAGCAGCAGCAGCAGCAGCAGCAGUCGAGUCAGUCGAGAUCCGUGCAUGGAUCGAUGCGCGGACAGCCGCACACGCCCACAUCCCAGGCGCAGGGCCCUGGCCCGGCACCCAGUCCACAGCAGAUACACACCAAGAGCAUCACCUUCGGGGAGCUGACCGAUUCGAUAAUCACCAACGAUUACGUCUCCAAUCCGCACAUGCGACCCACGCCGCCCUUUAUGACCUACAUGGAGGGUCCGCCGCAGGCGAUGUUGCCGCCAGAUCGCUGGAAGCAGAAUCGACGCAUGCAGCACAAGGCCGAGGAGGCGAAGCAUCAGGCGCAGCAGCAGCAGCAACAGCAGCAGCAGCAGCAGCAGCAGCAUCACCACCAGCAGCAGCAGCAGCAGCACCAACAGCAACAGCAGCAACACCACCAGCAACAGCAGCAGCAAGGCAUGCCCGUUGGCGGAGCACCCAGUGUGGGUCCAGGCUCAGCCGGUGGUCCGCCUGGGGGCAGGGCAAACACGCCCGAAGAUGGACGCAACAUUAUCCGCAUGCCGCAGGCGGUCAGUCCACGCAAGUACGCCCACGAGCUGAUGCUCCAUCAGGCGGCUGUGGUGGCCGCGGCUGGCGUGGAGCCCGGCCACUACUUCCUGCCCGGGCCCGGGUCGGUGGUGGGGCGCGUUGGCGUUCCGCCGCCACCCGAUCAGCGUGUGCCGGGCGGAGGCGGUGCCGGCGGCUCGGUGACGACCAUCGACAACUACGUGAAGAAUCGCAUCGCGGAGGUGAUGCGCGACGACAUCUAUGCCAAGAACCGCAUCGUGGAGGUGCGCUCGGACGAUGAUCCCGGCGAUCUGGUGGCCCAGUCGCAUGCAGCCGCAGCAGCGCACGCCGCACACAUGGCCCACGCGGCAGCCGUGGAGCACCAGCAGCAGCAGCAGCAGCAACGCAGCAAGGAUGCCCAGCAGCAGCAGCAGCAGCAGCAGCCGCCAUCGCAUGAGAUUAGCGUGUCCCGGAAGACGCCCAACCAGUACGAGGUGGUCGAUGGCAGCGGACGCCGCUCGGGCGGUGCUGGCUCCAACAGCCACCAUCCGUCGGCGUACCAUCCGCCACCGCCGGCCUUUGCGGCCAGCACCUACACCUACCCGUUCAGUGCAUUGACCGUGCCCAGCGCUGCGGGCGGGCUGCCACCGCCGCCGCAGGCCAUGCAGCUGGCGCACCAGCCAGCGCCGCCCAGCCACCUGAGCGCCAAAGCCAAGGCGGCGCACGCCCUGAGCGAGCUUGGGGGCGCGGGCGGGGGCGUCAGUCUAGUGGUGGGCGGCGGCGGAGCCGGCCUCGGACCUGGUGGCGUGGGUGGCCCGGGGGGCGGUGGCGGUGGCGGUGUCGGCGUCGGCGGACAGGGAGGCGGCUCCCUCAGUGCCAGCGUCUCAUCGGCCGCUGCAGCGGCAGCGGCAGCAGCAGCAGCGGCCAGCGAGCCGAAGCCUCUGCUGUCGUCCAAGUACGAGGCGCUCAGCGACGAAGAUUAGUUGUGACUGCAGGCGUCGUCGUCGGGUCUACGACAUCUGACGGCAGCAGCGACGGCGCCUCCAGCAGCAGCAUCAGCAGCAGCAGCAGCAGCGGCCGCGGCAGCGGCAGUCAAUCCCCUCAGCCCGCUGAGCCUGGUCUACGGCUACGGCUAUCGACGCCACCAUCCGCCCGUGCCGCCGGCGCACACUCAUCCGCACGCGCUGCCGCUACCGCUCCCGCUCACACAUCAGCAUUCGCAUCCGCAUGCCCAGCAGCUGCCGCUCCCGCUGGCCCUAACGACGACGCAUCAGCAGGCAUCGCCGCGACAUCACUACCAGCCGACGGCGCUACCACCACCACUGCAGUCGCAGCAGCAGUCGCAGCAGCAGCAGCAGCAGCAGCAACAUCAUCAUCACCAGCAGCAGCAGCAGCAGGCGGCACAGGAGGCGGCGCAGCGAGCGCAUCAGCAAGCGGCGUUGGCGGCGCAGGAAGUGGCGCAGCAGCGAGCGGCGCAGCAGCGGGCGCUGUACUAUGCGAGCGAGCAUUAUGCGGCCAGCGGCGGUGGCAGCGCUGCGGGCGGCGGUAAUCCAGGCUACUACUGACACCAGCAAGAUCGUAUGUAAGCGAUACCCUAAACGUAACGGAAUGCACACCAACACCAACACACACGCGCGACUGA
Molecule: messenger RNA, 11057 nt
Organism: Drosophila guanche
Lineage: Eukaryota; Metazoa; Arthropoda; Insecta; Diptera; Drosophilidae
Gene: Smr
Exons: 10
Coding region: 298-10398 (3366 amino acids)
Biological process (GO): regulation of transcription by RNA polymerase II
Source: RefSeq, a predicted model, not a curated record